AUGCUCGUCGCCAUCCUUCAUCCUGAAAAGGCAACAACACCUAAGACAGAAAUUCGGAGAAAACUAGCCAAAAUGUACAGGACCACACCAGAUAUCAUCUUUGUAUUUGGAUUCCAAACCCAUUUUGGUGGUGGCAAGACAACUGGCUUUGGCAUGAUUCAUGAUUACUUGGAUGAUGCAAAGAAAAAUGAACUCAAACAUAGACUUGCCAAACAUGGUCUGUAUGAGAAGAAAAAGACCUCAAGAAAACCGCGAAAGGGAUGCAAGAACUGA
Messenger RNA from Pteropus alecto (black flying fox), 273 nucleotides. Its product is annotated as 40S ribosomal protein S24-like. Gene Ontology annotation, cellular component: ribosome. Gene Ontology annotation, molecular function: structural constituent of ribosome. Lineage: Eukaryota; Metazoa; Chordata; Mammalia; Chiroptera; Pteropodidae. Gene Ontology annotation, biological process: translation. The record is from RefSeq and is a predicted model, not a curated record. The transcript has a single exon. The coding region runs from base 1 to 273 and encodes 90 amino acids.